AGGAGCUGCCCCAAUGCUAGACACGGAUUCCGCUACUCAGUGGUGUUCGGGAUCCCUUGCUAGUAGCCUCUCAUCGGGAACUGGGCCAUUCAGACAGAUGAUGAGUCACAAAGCCCGAGGGCCUUGGGGGACCCCGCGGGGCGGGGUCCAGGCGGCCCCCACCCCGAGGCAAGGUGACGCCCGUGGUCACUUCACAAGGCAGAAAUUGUUACCUGGGCAAUAAAAGGCACCACAGCGGCGGAGGCCCGGGAGUGGGCACAUGGGGGUGCGGGUGUGCAGGUGCCAAUCGCCAUGGGUUAGGCCCAAGAUCGGAGUCCGGCCGCCCCCCGACAGCAGCCGCCUCCUGCUCCCCGCGCACCCCAGGCGCCACCAUGUCGGGCGACAAACUUCUGAGCGAACUCGGCUAUAAGCUGGGCCGCACGAUAGGCGAGGGCAGUUACUCCAAGGUGAAGGUGGCCACGUCCAAGAAGUACAAGGGCACGGUGGCCAUCAAGGUGGUGGACCGGCGCCGAGCGCCGCCCGACUUCGUCAACAAGUUCCUGCCGCGAGAGCUGUCCAUACUUCGCGGUGUGCGGCACCCGCACAUCGUGCACGUCUUUGAGUUCAUCGAGGUGUGCAACGGGAAGCUGUACAUCGUGAUGGAGGCAGCCGCCACCGACCUGCUGCAGGCUGUGCAGCGCAACGGGCGCAUCCCCGGGGGGCAGGCGCGCGACCUCUUUGCACAGAUCGCCGGCGCCGUGCGCUACCUGCACGACAACCACCUGGUGCACCGCGACCUCAAGUGCGAAAACGUGCUGCUGAGCCCGGACGAACGCCGCGUCAAGCUCACCGACUUUGGCUUUGGGCGCCAGGCACACGGCUACCCCGACCUAAGCACCACCUACUGCGGCUCUGCCGCCUACGCGUCGCCUGAGGUACUCCUGGGCAUCCCCUACGACCCCAAGAAGUACGACGUAUGGAGUCUGGGCGUCGUGCUCUACGUCAUGGUCACCGGGUGCAUGCCCUUCGACGACUCGGACAUCGCGGGCCUGCCCCGGCGACAGAAGCGCGGCGUCCUCUACCCCGACGGCCUCGAGCUGUCCGAGCGCUGCAAGGCCCUGAUCGCCGAGUUGCUGCAGUUCAGCCCGUCGGCCAGGCCCUCAGCGGGUCAGGUAGCGCGCAACGGCUGGCUGCGCUCGGCGGACUCCAGCUAGAAGCCGGGGUUCCCGCCAUUCCCUCGGCCCCGAGCACUGCGCAAGCGCAGCGCACGAGCGACAGGCGAGCUUCAGGAGUACUGCGAAGCCGCGGCGCGCCACCGCGCACGCCCCCUUCCCCCUCCCCCUGUCCCUCGACGGCGGGGGCCCGCAGUCGCCUCUGUCUGGAAUCUAGCUCCUCCUCCACGGUUCCGAGAGUAGGAGGGCGCAUACGCUUCCUCGAUUCCGCGUGAAAAGGCCCCAAGAGGGGGCGGCGCGAGAGGAGAUGGAAGCGUUGCACCUGCGCGGAAUGAGCGAUGGCUGCGCGGCGGGCGAUGGCUUCCCCAGCCAGCCAUGCAAGUCGGUGGGGGACGGCACGCCCCGGACGCCCCCUUAGAACUUGCAAUAAACUCGCUCUUUCUCGCA
Molecule: messenger RNA, 1598 nt
Organism: Ceratotherium simum simum (southern white rhinoceros)
Lineage: Eukaryota; Metazoa; Chordata; Mammalia; Perissodactyla; Rhinocerotidae
Gene: TSSK6
Product: testis specific serine kinase 6
Biological process (GO): protein phosphorylation; microtubule cytoskeleton organization; intracellular signal transduction
Cellular component (GO): cytoplasm
Molecular function (GO): ATP binding; tau-protein kinase activity
Source: RefSeq, a predicted model, not a curated record